AGGGAUAAACAAAGUCACUGGAGUUUUGCGAGUCAUCCGCAAACAAUUACACACUCCAGUCUUCACUUUGAACGUUUUCUCAACAGGAACCUCAAGUCUCAGUGUUACGGAUCUAGAUAAUGGCAUGAGAAAGCCAUGGCUCUAGUGGGUGUACCGGCUCUCCUGAUAUUGGCAGCUCUGUGGCUGCUGCUGCUCAUUUUGCCCCCAUCCCUCUGUGUGUGUCCGAGGUCCUGCAGCUGCCCCAACCCUAAAGAAGUCCACUGCACUUUCCGCCACCUCCCUUCUGCCCCACACAACCUGCCCCAAGACACUGAGAGGCUCAACUUAGGCUAUAACAGCAUUGGGACUGUUGGGUCUUCAGAUUUCGCAAACCUACGACAAUUGGAAAUGCUCAUGCUCCAUGGAAAUGAUAUUGCUUCUAUGUCUCCCGGAUCCUUUUACCAUCUGCAUUCCCUCCAGAUACUGAAGCUGAGCUACAACAAACUUAAUAGAGUUGACCUCAGCCUGUUCGAGGGCUUGACCAGCCUGGUACGGCUUCAUCUGGACCACAACCUCAUUGACUUCAUUGAGCCCUUUUCCUUUAAUGGACUUACAUCAUUAAAGCUAUUGCAACUGGAGGGGAACCGAUUGCGAGAUCUGCACCCAUACACAUUUAUUACCGUCUCAGUCCUAGGCUCAUUUUGGAGCUCAGGCCUGCGGCACCUGCACCUGGCAGACAACCAACUGGAAUACCUGCUGCCUGGCGCUCUGCAACACUUAGACAAGCUGGAAAUCAUCUCCCUGUACGGAAACCCCUGGACCUGUGACUGCCACUUACGCUGGCUCUUGGAAUGGGACAAAAAUCAUGAGGGAGUUAUUAAGUGCAAAAAAGUCCGUGAUUCUGCAGACAGUGGCAACUGUGCCAUAUGUUCCUCACCUCAGCCCCUGAACAACAGUCAGAUCUUCCAGCUUUCAACCAACCAGCUCACUUGUGACCGACCCUCCAUCCAGUCCCCACUGAAAAUCGGAGAAGGCAGCAUCUGGGAUGAUCAGGAACCAGAUGUCCCCUACAUCAAGGACCUGGAGCAUCCUCUUGGCCACCUGACCUUCGUUCUGUCCGAUAGCCAUGGGAAUCGGGCCCUUGUGGCUUGUGAUGUAACUCGUCCCAUUGAAGGUACCUCUAUGGUGUGGGAGCCAGUGAGGAGAUCAGAUGAGAUUGCUGUCAAUGUGACUCUGCAGACAUUGCUUGAGUGUGAGAUCGACAGGGAUGCUCUUCAGAACCUCUGGAGGUUGGUUGCCUACUACUAUGAGAGCCCAGCCAUUUUGGAGCGAGGAAACAGGCUUGGGAAUUCUUCCAAGGUGACUUUUCAGUACUCUCAAGCCACAAAUGAGGAAUCACCAUAUUUUACUGAGCUCAAAGGACACUUAAUGGCUGAACCAGAUUGGCUUUUGCAACCUAGGGUCACCCUUCAGCUUAACAGGCGCAAAACCACAACUAAGAAACUGGUGAUGAAUUUCUCCACUUUUAUAUCAAAGAACAUACUUGGAAGGGGGAACAAGGAGGAUAUGGUCUCCUCCUGGGCUAUGAUCCAAAGAGGAGCCCCAGAGAGAAUCCAAUCCAUACUAGAGCACUCUGAAGUCAGUCUGGACUGUAGUGUUCUCAGCUCAGGGCAUCAGCCAGUGGAGUGGAUACUUCCAAACUUAACAACUUUGGAUCAAACUGAUUCUCAUAAACUAAGGUGGGAAAAUAACAGAUUAGUCAUCAAAAAUGCAAGUAUAGCAGACUCAGGACUUUAUCAUUGCUUUGUAAGGACUGACAUCAAUGUGGACAUAGUCUCCUAUAGACUCACAGUCAGGGUGCGUCUCUUAAGUCCCAGUGAUUUAAAUGGAAAGAAGAUGUCUGUGGAGAAUGGGGACUCUCUUAGUCUUCCAUGUUUAGUAACUUCCUCACAGCCAAUUGAGACAAGAUGGUACUUACCAAACCAUAAGAUUUUCAAAGCAUCUGGCACAAAAGGCAGAGUGUAUGUAUCACAAAAUAACACUUUGUUUAUCAAAAAAGUGAAUUAUGAAGAUGCUGGAGAGUACAGCUGUUUAGCAGCUAACCUUUAUGGGGCAGACAUGUUAUCUCAUCUGGUUGUUAUAACUGGUGUAAAGGAAGAAGCUCAAAGAGGUGUUACACUGUCUGAAGGCAAAUCACCCCUUUUUGAGGGUGAGGACACCGAAGGGUCAGGAUACGAAGAAAUCAAACAACCAACUGAUAAACUCACACCUCAAAGGGUGGAUGGAAAACACAGAAGCAGCAUUUUCCGACCAAAUGCCAAAGGAAAGAAAAUCAGAAAACCUAACAAUUCGGUCAAAGAGCUUGACCCCAGCCGCUGGGAACAGAUUCUUGCAAAAGCUAAUGCCAAAGUCUCGACCGCAUCACCAGUUACAACACAUUUAGAAACGACAACAACAUCAAAAACAGUGCCAGAGCCUACAAUGAUUAUAACCACCAACACUUCUUCAUCCAAUAUCUCUCCAACAACAAAAACAGGUGUUGCGGCUAGUGGUACCAGCACAAGUUCAAGUGUACAACAUUUCAAUGUGAAACAGCUGGGAAUACCCCUCCACAGAGAGCAUGUAAAACAAGAUACUACUCAGGGAGAACUAUCAAAACACAAGACCAGUGAUUCUAACAUUUCAGAUUUGACUUUAGCACACAUAGACACAACAACAGAACCUGAGUAUAAAAUGCAACUGGCUAAACAGGUAGACAGACAUGCAAUAGAAGAGAAAAUAAGAGCUAACAAUAAUUCCAUCUGGAACCAAAGGAGAAGAUUCCCACAUAGGCAACGUAGGCCUCCAUCACAGAGGUUACGCCCAAAGAAACCAUAUUUCACCCCAGCUCCCACUGUAACAGUGCAAUUCACUCAGAUGCCACUUAGAAUAUCAAUUCCUAAAAAAAGUGCAGUGACAAGCAUUGACUCUUUUACAUCAAAUCAAAACAAUCUAGCCACAGCAUCAAUGACUUUCAUAGAAGUUUCUAUUGCACAAACCCCAGUGACUGAAAGCUUAGCUAAACGAGUCACAGAGGAUCCAGAAUUUCCUAAAACCACAUUCAAAAAAGAGGAAAAGCUAAUUGAAAUAAUUACAACACCUUUGCAAGAAACUGAAUUAGCUCCAACAACUCUUGCACCCAGACAUAACAAAUAUGAAAAUGAGAACAGAGAGACAAUUUUGAGAAGUAAUAGCCAGACAAAUCAAGACAAGACAGGACAGAUAACAGCAAUAAAAAUCCCCAAUGUUCAAACCAGCAAUCCUCCAGUGACACAAAGAAAACCUACGACUGAGAAGCCAAUCUUAAUUAAUGUAGACAGACUGAGAGGCUACAGCUGGGGAAAAAAACCUGAGAUUGAAGCUGUUCCCCUCCACCCUUGGCUAAUCCAAAAGAAUACCCAAAAUAAACAAAUCUCAAUUACACCCCGUCCCUUCACUCAGGCUCCCAUUUGGGCCAGAAACCAUGGCAUUCCAGUCUGGCCCACAGUUCAUAAUUCACGACACCACCCCUCCCGAGACAAAACAUGGUAUUUCCUCCAAACAGGAGGCAGGGGUCCAGGGAUCACCAAUCGACCUGAAAUCACUGCUGAGACAGCGAAGCCCACAGCUUACGUUUCUGGGUCAGCGAAAGCUUUCUUUCCAAGGACCAUAGCUCCACAUGUCAGCUCCUUGUCUCAUGUACGAGACCACUUGCUCUUCAAAAGGCUCAGAAACAGAUAUAGACAAUCACAGCUUGACGCAUAUCAACUUGCCCAGCUAGGCAAGCAUGUCACUGUUAAACCAAGGACAUAUCAGCCCACCCCUCAGCCUCACCAAGCAACAUUUUCAAACAUCUAUAAGCCUGUGACUCACCCGUCUGUCCUAACAUACACAAACAAACCACCCAUCACAACUAGUGUGCCAAUUGGUAGUCGCUGGCAUUUUGGAGCAAAGAAACUGAACACUGAUAUUCCCUUUCCAAACCUAAUGGGCAGUGGAGUCAAACCCAGAAUCAUAACAACUGAAUCUGCCACUGUAUCUGCUCUAGCAGAAGCCAAUGUGCUUUUGAUCUGUAGAUCAUCUGGGGAACCCAAACCUGUUGUUUCAUGGACCAAAGUUUCAACGGGUGCAACAAUUCAUGCCAACACAAAACAUGGACAAAGAUUUGAGGUCCUUUCUAAUGGUACUUUUGUGAUUAAGAAUGUCCAGUUGCAAGACCGAGGCCAGUACCUAUGCACAGCACAAAACAAAUUUGGUUCAGACCGCAUGGUGGUGACUCUCGUCGUGCAAACUCAGCCUCCAAAAAUCAUGAGUUCAAAGGCAAGAGAUGUCUCUGCUUAUUUAGGAAAACCAUUCAGCUUGGACUGCAUUGUCAUGGCUAAACCCGAAGCUCAAAUCUCAUGGAUACUUCCAGACAGGGUGUUUGUGCGAGAUUUUGGUGGUACCCUUGACCGAAGUGUAUCCUUUUUCCCAAACGGAACACUGAGUAUUCACUCAGCAAACUUUUCCAAUAAAGGUGAUUAUAAGUGUAUUGCGAGCAACGCAGCAGGGGCUGACACACUAAUGUACCAUGUUCACGUUGCAGCUCUACCACCUACAAUUGUGGAGGUUGCAUCUGAGAGUAUCUUCAUGAAUGUUGGAAGAAGCAUACAUGUGCAUUGCACAGCUGAAGGAGAGCCAUUUCCUCAUAUUAAGUGGGUUCUACCUGACGGUUCUCAAAUGAAGCCCACGCAGUUCAUUGGAAGACGUUUAUUUAUUUUUCCAAAUGGAACGCUUUAUAUAAAGAAUGUCACUCCCAAUGAUUCAGGGAGGUAUGAGUGUUUGGCUACCAACCCAGUGGGCUUUGCUAAAAGAACAGUGCAGAUGGACAUUAGGCAAGAGGCUCCGGGCCCCUGGAAAGGCUUAUCUCAGCAACACAGUGUCAUAGCAACAUAUGGAUCAACAGUUUUCCUGCACUGCCCAGAGUCCAUAGGCUCCCAGAGAGGCACAGUUUGGAGACUUCCAUCUAAAUUUCUGCUUGAACAUCAGUACAGUCCACAAAGACACAUCACUGCUUUUCCCAAUGGGACUCUGAGAAUUCUCAGACUGACUGAGAAAGAUGGAGGCAAUUAUCUGUGCAUGUACCAAAGACCAAAUGGUGAGGACAUGGUGCUGUUCCAAGUAGAAGUUCUCAUGAGGCCACCAAAGAUAGAGAACACUGGGGCACAACAUAUGAGAGUUGCUAAUGGAGACAACUUCCUAGUGGACUGUGUAGCUUCUGGCCUUCCAGACCCUGAGGUAUCAUGGAGCCUCCCAGAUGGCACCAUGAUCAACAACGCCCUCCAGUCAGAUGACGGUGGAACCCGAAAUCGGCGCUACAUCAUCUUUGACAAUGGAACUCUUUUGUUGCAACAAAUGGGAAAGAAUGAUGAGGGCAAUUACACAUGCUAUGCUAAGAACAACCUUGGGGAGGAUGCAAUGAAAGUAAGCAUCCAAGUGGUGCCAAACUCACCCCAAGGAGACCAGAUAUCCAUGCAGGCAUCUUUUGGUCAAUCAGUCCAGAUGAAGUGUGAUGCUACAGGCAUGCCACUAUCUACAAUCAUCUGGAUCUCACCAAGGAAUGAGAUAAUAACCAGAUCUUCGAUUAAAUAUCAAAUACUGAAUGAUGGGACUUUGAUCAUUAAAAAAUUGACUUUGGCUGACCAGGGGAAGUAUGCAUGUGUUGCACAAAACCCUUUCGGAGAUCGCAUUAAGAAUGUGAAGCUUGUAGUUGAGGUUAAAGAGCCAAAUAUCAAUGGAAAAUGUGGACGGACAGAGAAGAAAAUUUUAGCGGUGUAUUACCAGACCCUACUGCUGGACUGCAAAGCAGAGGGUUUGCCUGAACCCCAGAUAACCUGGACAACACCCUACGGCAUGUCUUUGCCCGCACCGUAUUUGGGAGGCAGGUUCCAAGUCCACAGGAAUGGAAGUCUACAGUUGAGGGGUAUCCGAAAGACAGAUGAAGGUCGGUUUCUGUGCAUAGCUAAAAAUUACUUGGGGGAGGCAAGUCUGGCAAUUGACCUGGAAGUUGCAUCACUUGCAGAGAAGCCAAGCUUUCCCAUGCCAAACAUCGAGGUUCUCCCUCUCAAAGCAGAUGGUGAUGACAUCACGUUGGAGUGUCAAGCUACUGGAAAACCAAAGCCAGAGUUUCUUUGGAUUCUACCCAAUGGAACAGCGCUGAAUCCAGGUAUGAAACUCCAGCGGUUUACUCACUACCUGGGAAAUGGGACUUUACAUAUUAUGCAGCCAGUUGUCAUUGACAAAGGCGUAUACCGAUGCCUGGCCAAAAAUUUAGCUGGACAAGCAGAGAAGCGCUAUUCUUUAGAACCUGGACAAAAGCCACAAAUUAGAAAUUCAGCUGCUACCAUGAAGAUUUCAUUUGGACAGACUCUUAAUAUGCCAUGCAUUGUGGAUGGCUGGCCUCAAGCAACAAUUACCUGGACUCUUCCAAAUGGCCUGGUCUUGGACAAGCCUCAGGUUACAGGAAGAGUAAUGUAUUUAUCUAAUGGCACAAUUCAGAUACAAGAAACUAGCAAAUUUGAUAGAGGAACAUAUACCUGCAAAGCAACAAAUACUUUUGGAUCUUCAACAGUGUCAUAUCAUGUAAGUAUUAUGGUGUUUCCACCUCAAAUAACUCAUGCCCCGCCUUCAAUGACCAGAGUUAACAAGGGGUCAUCUGUGAUUCUGAACUGUAUAGCUGCUGGCAUACCCAAACCAGAUAUUUCCUGGACUCUUCCUGGACGUACCACACUUGUGCCCAAUAAUCGCUUCACAGCACAGGGUGGAAUUCACAUGACAGAGGAGGGCAAUUUAGUCAUACAGGACCCAAGCCUCAUGAACUCAGGGAUUUAUAAAUGUAAUGCCAGAAAUGCCUUGGGAACAGACUUCAAAGCAACAUAUCUUCAAGUGAUUUGAACAACAAAAAAAAUGUCUAGUGUCACAGCCAUGGGUUUGUAACUUUGUAAUUGCCCAUCCAAUGUGCCAUUGACCCAAGGCAUAAUGGUUUCUUUGUCUUUAUGUAUUUAAUUUAUGAAUUAUUGGUUUGUACAUAUUUAUACCUUAUAUUAGACAAAUUAAAAUGGAAUAAUUUUUACAUAUAAUUUUUUUCACAUUUUGAUAUGUUGCAGCCUUAUGCUUAAAUGCCUUAAACUAUUUUAUUUUUUCACAUCAAUCUACACUCCAUACACCAUAAUGACAAAG
Molecule: messenger RNA, 7215 nt
Organism: Myxocyprinus asiaticus (Chinese sucker)
Lineage: Eukaryota; Metazoa; Chordata; Actinopteri; Cypriniformes; Catostomidae
Product: matrix-remodeling-associated protein 5-like
Exons: 7
Coding region: 136-6930 (2264 amino acids)
Cellular component (GO): extracellular region
Molecular function (GO): protein binding
Source: RefSeq, a predicted model, not a curated record